Messenger RNA from Anopheles aquasalis, 4514 nucleotides. It is a transcript of the gene jumu, whose product is annotated as Forkhead box protein N4 jumeau. Lineage: Eukaryota; Metazoa; Arthropoda; Insecta; Diptera; Culicidae. Gene Ontology annotation, molecular function: DNA-binding transcription factor activity, RNA polymerase II-specific; transcription cis-regulatory region binding. Gene Ontology annotation, biological process: regulation of transcription by RNA polymerase II. The record is from RefSeq and is a predicted model, not a curated record.
ACCGCGCAGGACAUCUCGCUCUCGGGUCCCUUAUUUUGCUCGCCUUUUCAUCUAUCGUCAUCGUGCCACCGGAAUAUUAUCCCGAGGUCCCCGUGAGUGUAGAGUGAUUUCCAGUGAUUUUGUGUGUGGCGCCGUUCCUCAUGUCGGUGCAGCGCGGUUUGUUUUCAUCAAUUAUUCGCCGUGUGUAAUCUCGCCGGAAGUGCAGAGGAGACCCGCGGAUUCAUGAAUUAAUCCGCCACCGUAAAUGCCGUCUGGCCAAAUGUGUUCGCGGAAUCAAGUGUGCACAGCAGCAGCAGGAGUGUUGCGAUUAGCAAAAAUUGAAAAGUAACGGUUGAUCAUCAUCAUCAUCAUCAUCAUCGCGCGAAUCACAUUUUUGUGCUCCGCGCGCUCCUCCUCCCCGCGCUUAUCGCUCGACGGCAGUCCGCUCGCUCGCUCUCUCCAGCAACAGUGAAAAUAACAAAAUAAGCGCGCGCGCCGCAUCCGGGCUGGAAGGAGAUACGCGAAUCCGCUGAGAUCGCGCACCACAACCCGGACCACCGCUCCCCUCGCCGCCGCACGGAAACAGCGCAGCGAACGGCAGCCAAGAUGUACGAACUCGACGACAUCAGUACCACCGGAUUUCACGAUAUUCUGUUAAACAAAUAUAACAUGUCAAACACACCGAUGUCGGACCUUUACAUCACCGAUUCGAUGCAGGACAUGCUCGACAUCGACAUCAAAUCGGAGGUAGCGACGGUCGUUGGUGGACCGAAUGAGUUCGUUUCACUGAUGCGCUUCGCCGAGCUGCCCCCGCUCGAUCUCGACUCUAAUUCGGUCGACGGUGACAGCUUCUUCAGGAGUGGCCUCACGGCGACACCGCCCAGCGAUAUAUACGCAGAUAUGGGAACCUGUGCGAACCCCAACUACGUGAUGCCCGUCUCUGCGUCCAGCAUCUCACUGUCAUCGGCCUCCGACGAUAGUUCGCUGUUGAGUUCCUCCUCGAUGAACGCACUGGUGGCCGCCCAGUCUCUGCUCAAGUCGCCGAAACAAACGCAAACCAUCAAUCUCAACAUGGCCGUCCGGGACACGGGACGCGAUCCGACGCUACCCAGCCCGAAGGAACGCAAGAGCCAUCUGACCUUCUCGCCCAGCACGCUCAAGGUGCCGAUGAUGUUGAUGCAGGAAGCGAAGAAAGUGUCCAACCAAACGCAAAUCACCCGGUUAAACACUACUAACGGCGGCGCCAGUGGGGAGUGUGGAGACGACAGUCAGAUGAUGAUGGUGACGAGUAGAAUGUCCUCCCCGGUGGACAAUGUGCGCAAGGAUCUGUCGAUGCAGAUGAUGCUGAAGGAGGAAAAGAUUGUCGUGCGUACUGGCGUGCCCACAAUCAAGACAGAGUACCAACAGCAGAACGGCCAUGGUGGCAGCGAGAAGCGACACAACUCAUCCUCCUCUACCGGGUCCAACACUGGAGUAACGGGAUUGGGUGUGGGAUUGGGUAAGGGUAACACCAUCAAACUGGCAGCCGGCAUUGGUGGGCUUACGUUUGGGAACACUAUGCAGUUCAAGGCUUUGAAGAACGUUCAAAAGAUCUCCGCAAUGGGUACGGUUGGAGCACUGAAACGGUCGGCCAGCCCCCAAAUGCACGCUAAUCGUAACGGCAGCGCCAGUCCGAAAAUGUUCAACCAAAGCUUGAUCGCCGCACAGCAACAAGGUGCAACCGGUGCCGGUAAACCAAUGUCUGGUAACGUUGUGAGCAACGGAAUGGCUUCACCCAACUCCCCAAUGGUACCAACAACAAAGACAAAGCACAAGGGAUCGCAUGGAUUGGGGAUCGAAAGCGAGUUCCCGAAACCGGCGUACUCCUAUUCCUGCCUGAUUGCGAUGGCACUGAAGAAUUCGAGGUCCGGUUCACUGCCCGUGUCAGAGAUCUACAGCUUCAUGUGUCUACACUUUCCGUACUUCAAGACGGCACCGAGCGGGUGGAAGAACUCGGUACGCCACAAUCUGUCGCUGAACAAGUGCUUCGAGAAGAUUGAGAAGCCGGCUACGAACGGUGGCCAACGGAAGGGUUGCCUUUGGGCGAUGAAUCCGGCAAAGAUCAACAAGAUGGACGAUGAGGUACAGAAGUGGUCGCGCAAGGAUCCACUCGCUAUCCGUCGGGCGAUGGUACACCCGGAACACCUGGAAUCGCUCGAGCGGGGUGAAAUGAAGCACGGUUCGGUGAACCACGAUGAUCUGGAUCCCGAGGAAGAUCUGGAGAGCGAUGGUGGUCCAUCCGAUGUGGAUGCCGAGGAAGAGGCCGACGAAGAUGUGGCUGAUCCCGAGGAUGAGGAGCACGACGAAGAGGAAGUGGAUGAAGAGGAUGAGGAGGAAGAGGAUGAUGAUGUUGUGGAGAUUAUGCCACCACCGCAACCUAUCAUUGAUGUCGACGCGGAAAGCUUCAUCAUCAACACACCCGAAUCGUUGAUCGAUGGUGACGAAGAGACGGGUGAAUCGAUCGAUUUCGAUCUCGAGGUUCCGGAUUUCUACGAUAACAUAAACGUUGACUCGAAGGACGGUUCUCUCGCGGUAGAGCUGACACCACAGGAUCUGCUCACACUGGAAGACGAAGAUGAAUCGCUCUACAUCAACCAAUCCCAGCAACAGCAACAGCAAACACAGCAACCACAGGUUGUUCACCGAUUGCACCAACAACGUCCGAUCAUACGCCAAACGCAAAUCAUCUCGCAGAACCUCCGACAACAGCAGCAGCAGCAGCAACAGCAUCAACAGCAAGAGCAGCAACCUGCGAAGCGAGCACGCCUUGAUGUCAAUUAUAGGAUUUCACCCAACCUCAAACCCAUCGUCAGUGGUAAUGGUGGUGUGGUGAGCGUACUAUCGAACCGACAACCGAUGACGAUGAGCAUGGCGGCAUCAUCUCCAACGUCGGGUUCCCCGGUUACUCUUCAAAGUACAGUUACCAGUAAAGGUAUCACGAUCAUCAAUAGCAACGGCACCGUCAACAGCAUGGCUGGAUCUGGUACCACUACCUUUAGCUUUCAGCAACAAGGAUUCCAGCGGUCAGCACAGGUGCAGCUCACAGCGCAGCAACACCAGCAAUUGCUACAACAACAGAAACAACAGCAGCAGCAGCAACAGUCACAAAGUAACCAUCGCCGAAAAAUGCCCAUGGUAACACGCUUAGCUUAGAGGGUUAGCAGCGGUGGCUGUUGUUCGCUGGCAGGUUUUUGUUUGCGUUAAAGCAAAUAGGGUUAUGUACAGUGUUGGGGAAGAGCAAAUACGAACAAUCUGGUACGGUAAGGAUAAGAGGAAUUAAAUUAUUUAUAUGUACGUAUUUCUCAAUUCACACUCCGCCAACAAUUAUCACGGUUUUCCAUUGCUUCUCUACUGUUUGAAACACUAGGUUCGGAUUCUGAUUUUUUGACAGUCCCUUCCAAUCGAGGCACCACGCGAAUGAUGUAACGAGACUGUUAGCCCCUCUGCAUUUUCUUAAAACCGAUGCAGGUGGCGGCUAAUUUAUUUUCAAAUAGUGUUGAGUUAGGAUGUGCAAGCCAGUAUUCUCCCUCAAUCAUGCCCAAUCAUUAAACGAACAUGUGUGCAUGCCCUGAUCGCCACACAAUUUGGACUUUUGGAUUUCUUUGCAUUCUUGCACGCUUUGUUGUUUCUUGAUACAAUCGAUCCAUUUGAAGGCAUACAAUAAUUUCUCCAUCAAAGUCAUUCUAUUGAACACUGCCAAUCAGCCUGCUUCGAUCGUCUUAAAAAACAACGAAAAGUAACCGAAGCGAAUGGAAAAUCCGCCGCGAAGUCCAAUCUGUCUGCAUAAGCGAUCAAAACUGAUUCUGUUAUUGCAUGCCGGUUCCUGUAGUAAAAUAACGAGCGAUCGCAAGAUUAGCCAAGUGAUUACGUUUUCAAUCGAAAUGUAUUACAAUUUGGCUAAUUAAUCAAGCUCGACCCAAAAACCCAUACGAUCGUAAAUUGCUCUGUCGUCGGAUUAAGACACACAGCAGAAUACAUGGAACGAUCACUACCUGAUAACAAUGAGUACAAUCGUUUUACAGUGGCAAACGAUCCAUUUUGUUAUAGCUUUUCCCUUCGCCCAUAAAGCCCGGAAGAAGAAUCCUAUUUUGAUGAAUAAAAUUUUGUAUGUGUCGUGUGUGAAAACAUGUGAACAAUCAGGAGAAGAAAAAAAUGCCAGUGCAGUAUUCAACUUGGAGCUAAAGGAAUAGAGAAAGGAGAAAACGGUUUAGUAUUAAGUAGUGGCCUUUGUUGCCUUCGGGUGUUGAUACGUUGGCGAUCAACGCUUGCAGCCAACGAAUGCAGCCAACAGCCAACAUCAACCCUUCCACCUCGCUGGGGGUGGUUUUAUUUAACGUUAGGAACGUCUGAGGCGCCUAUACUUCUUCUCCGAACGCAGGAGAACACCACACGCUACAUAAAGUAGGACGGAAUGUUUGUUAGGGCAUGAAUGAUCAUCCAGCAGUACAAAGUCAUCUCGGUGAAAAGCACCACUUUAUAGGGAUGACAAAACAACA